AUGCUCCCCCGAGCUGCGUUCCGCGCGCUGCGCACCCGACCUGCACUGGCAGCGCCGCGCAUAGCUCCCAUCACAUCGACGCCGCAAUGGACGCGCUCGUAUGCCAAGGUCGGCAGGCCGAAGAGCCCGCAGAUGGUCGACGAGCAGGCCAAGACGCGCCCGAUCCCCGUCAGCCCAGCACAGCAGCCCGAGUUUACAGAGACGUCGAGCUCGCCCGCCGCCAACACAGCGCCCGCGUCCACCACACGGCCGCGGCCCGCGAGCGCCAACGCGACGGUGGACAAGGCGUCGCAGCAGGCCCAGGGCACCGAGGAGGAGCUGUCCGGCCCCACGUCGCCCGCCGCCAACACAGACGCCCACUCGACCGAGUCGCCCGACGCGCCGCCGCCGCCGCCGCAGGCCCAGAAGCCGCUGCCCGACCUGCGCUUCGGCAUCCCCUCGACCUUUGCCGCCGAGCACGACGCGGAGGCCAGGGCGAAGCGCGACCCAAACGAUCCCAACGCCGCGCCCGAGCAGCCCGAGCAGCCCGAGCAGCCUGAGCACCCCGCGUACGGCGGCGCAGGCGGCCGCGAGCUGCCCAAGAGCGCCUACGAGACCAGCACCGACCGGCGGCGGAACCGCGUCGCCAACUGGGGAUACCUCGCCACGCUGCUGUUCGGCACAGUCGGCGCCGCCUACAUGGGGCGUCCGUGGGACAGCGACGACGACGCCAAGGCCCACGCCGACAUUGCCAACGACUGGACCCCCGCGCUCAUGUACGCCCGCGCCGCCGCCCGCAUCAAUGGCCAGAAGGCCUACUACACCGACCCCGCCUUCCAGAAGCUGCUGCCCGACAAGGACAAGAUCCCCGGCGGCGCCCCCGAGCUGACCCUGGUGCUGUCGCUCGAGGAUCUGCUGCUGCACUCGGAGUGGUCCACCAAGCACGGCUACCGUCUGGCGAAGCGUCCCGGCCUCGACUACUUCCUGCGCUACCUCAGCUCGCAGUACGAGCUCGUCAUCUUCACCUCGGUCAAGUCCAUGGACGCCGACCCCAUCAUCCGCAAGCUCGACCCCUUCCGCCUCGUCAUGUGGCCGCUGUUCCGCGAGGCCACGCGCUUUGAGAAUGGCGAGUACAUCAAGGACCUCUCCUACCUCAACCGCGACCCCUCCAAGGUCAUCGUCAUGGACACGGACCCCUCGCACGUCAAGCUGCAGCCGGAAAACGCCAUCGUCCUGCCCAAGUGGAAGGGCGACCCCGCCGACAAGGGCCUCGUCGCCAUGAUCCCCUUCCUCGAGUACCUCGCCAUGAUGGCCGCCACCGGCCAGCCCGUCGACGUGCGCAAAGUCCUCGAGUCGAUGAAGGGCAAGGACAUCCCCACCGAGUACGCCCGCCGCGAGGCCAAGCUGCGCGACGCCUUCCAGCGCGAUCUGGCCGAGACGAAGAAGAAGAGCAAGGGCAGCCUCGGCGGCAUGUUUACAAAGUCGCUCGGCCUCGACGCCGCCAAGCAGCCCGGCAUGCAGCUCGGCGACCAGAACAUCAGCCAGGGCAUGAGCGAGGGCAAGAUGAUGAUUGACAUGUACCGCGACUUCAACAUCCAGAACUACCAGCACCUCGACAAGCAGAUUCGCGAGAACGGCGACCAGUGGCUGAAGGAGAUGGCCGACGAGGAGAAGAAGAUGCAGGACGCCGCCAUGAAGGACAUGAAGGCCGGCGCCUUUAGCUGGCUCGGCGCCGCGCCCCAGUCCGCUGCUGUCCCGUCCGCCGCGUCGGCGCCCGAGGCUGCCACCGCACACGCCGGCGUGCCGCCCUCGCAGACGAGCUGA
This is a messenger RNA of Didymella exigua CBS 183.55, 1803 nucleotides long. RefSeq lists its product as uncharacterized. Gene Ontology annotation, molecular function: phosphoprotein phosphatase activity. The coding region runs from base 1 to 1803 and encodes 600 amino acids. Lineage: Eukaryota; Fungi; Ascomycota; Dothideomycetes; Pleosporales; Didymellaceae. The transcript has 2 exons. The record is from RefSeq and is a predicted model, not a curated record.